Messenger RNA from Heterostelium album PN500, 939 nucleotides. RefSeq lists its product as uncharacterized. The record is from RefSeq and is a predicted model, not a curated record. The transcript is spliced from 2 exons. Bases 1 to 939 code for a protein of 312 amino acids. NCBI's taxonomy places the organism in Eukaryota, Evosea, Eumycetozoa, Acytosteliales, Acytosteliaceae.
AUGGCUGAUGCCAUAACUCAAACAAUACAGAAUCAUUUUGAGUUCUCCAAAGACAGUGGUACAGGUGCAGAGUCUAUGGAACAGGUAUUCAGUCAACUCAACAAUACAAACAAUCAUCAUCACCACCAGCAUCACCAUCAUCAACAUCAUCACCAUCAACAGCAGCAGCAGAAUGGAAUAACCGAGACUAGUGAUGAUAGUUCUUCAACUUGUUCAACUUCAUCAUAUACUUCAUCAAAUACAGGUGGUGGCGGUGGAUACUUGAAUGGUACAACUACCUCAGCCAACACACUUACUAAUAUUGUACCGACUGUUAUUAAUCUACCUAGUCCAACUUCAUCUUCACCAUUACAAUCAAAAGCUAAUAAUAAUCAACAACAAACACAACAGCAGCAGCAGCAGCAACAACAACCAUCUUCAGCAACUGCAGUAGCGGCAUCAACUGCAGCCAAUACACUUACACUCAUUCCAACACCGAAACCAUAUCCACUGCAUGAAGCUGCAUUCAAAGGUGAAUACGACAAGAUCGUAUCACUCUUGCUGUUUACACAGGGUAAGAAAGUGGGUAGUCCGAAUCACCAGCACUCCAGUAGUGCUAAUCACAGACAAGACGGUCCAAUCGAUACGAGUAAGAUGGAUUUUACAGGUUGCCUAUUCGGAUGUGCAGGAUAUCGAUGGAUGCACUCCACUGCACAACGCUGCGUUCAACGGUUACAAGUCGGUGAUGGCCAUGCUUCUCGACGCAGGUUCCGAUCCAAACACUCGCGACAUCGAUCAGAACACUGCACUCCACAAGACAGCAUACAGCGGAUUCCACAAGUGCGCAGAGCUGCUCAUUCAGAGUGGCGCCGACAUCGAGGCGCGAGAUGCAUACGGUAUUACACCGCUGCUGAAAUCGGCGUCCAACAAGCACUACAAGUGUUUGUUGCUGUUGAUUGA